AUGGACGGGAAGAAGGGCCCCACCUUUGACAUCCUCCCUCCCCCACUGGAGAAAAUAAAAAAAACGGACAAAAAAAGAAGCCAGGAUGUAGCGAAGGAAAUGCCCCGUAAUGAAUUAUCACCAGGGCCACCCCAACGGAGUACGCAACCCCUCAAGACGGUCACCAAGCAGAAAAAUCCCACCUCACAUGAAGAGGCCAAUCAAAAGAAGGAACAAACAAUGAAGGCCAAUAAUUACAUAUCCCAAAAGUACAGCAACGUCAUUUUAAACAGCGACGAAAUCAGCGCAAUAAUCAGCAGCAACUCACAUUUUAAGACGCUCGUCGAAAGUGAAAAAGUGUCCACCUUUAUGGGAGAUUAUUUGAAAAACCCAUUAGUGGCCAUAAAAAAACACGAGAAGGAUGAAACGAUUGCAAGAUUCCUCGACUGCCUCUUCGGGUAUAUGAAUGAGAAAAGUCGUAACAUUCAUUUGGCGAACCUGUCCGAAAGUUUUACCAUCCCCAGGAGGUGA
Plasmodium coatneyi is the source of this 510-nucleotide messenger RNA. RefSeq lists its product as uncharacterized. NCBI's taxonomy places the organism in Eukaryota, Apicomplexa, Aconoidasida, Haemosporida, Plasmodiidae. The transcript has a single exon. The record is from RefSeq and is a predicted model, not a curated record. The coding region runs from base 1 to 510 and encodes 169 amino acids.